Molossus molossus (Pallas's mastiff bat) is the source of this 6103-nucleotide messenger RNA. It is a transcript of the gene CADPS, whose product is annotated as calcium dependent secretion activator. Gene Ontology annotation, cellular component: glutamatergic synapse. Bases 824 to 5071 code for a protein of 1415 amino acids. The record is from RefSeq and is a predicted model, not a curated record. The transcript has 33 exons. Gene Ontology annotation, biological process: positive regulation of exocytosis; dense core granule exocytosis; synaptic vesicle exocytosis. Lineage: Eukaryota; Metazoa; Chordata; Mammalia; Chiroptera; Molossidae.
ACACAGGUGGGACAAACACGCUGCCCAGCCCCUCGGCUCCCACGCCCAGGUACUAAGACUGGGCAAGGGAGAUAGGCUCUCUGUUUACCACAUGGGAUCUCGCCGACUUUCUCUUAGUAAGACCUCUGGAUUUUCCAUCUUCGCUAACAAGUCAUCACUGGUUGUGUAUUUCUUCCUCCCCCGAGAACUUUUGUCAGCGGGAGGGGGAGAGAGGUCGAGGCAAUGAGAGCUGAGGAUCAAGGAGACAACUGUCCACAAAAGGGAGGGGUGAGGAGGGUAGGAAAGCAUUAGGGUCGGUACUGAAGCACUGAGACUUUGGGGACGCUCGCGCCCUCCCUCCUCCAGCCCUCUGCAGCCACCCUUUACGCCACGGACACGGGAGAGUUAAGCCAAUAAACACGUAAGCGCCGCUCCCUCCCCAAUCGGCAAGUUGCCUCUUCGGCUCUUGGCUGCACCGACAGCUUGCAACACUCGGCAUCUUUUCUGGAGGCGCCUUCUUCAGCGGCUGCAGAUGGCAUCCGGCUGCGGGCUCCAAGCUUGCAAUUGACUCUCCCCCUUGCCCACCUCGGGUCCUCGGGUCCUCGGAUCCUCGGACGCACCUCUCCCUUCCCCUCCUCCCCUCGCGCUCCUGGGUCUGAGCCCAGCUCCGGAUCGCCGGGCGAAGAAAGCAGUCGCGGCGGCCGAGGCUGAGCUGUAGGGCGCUCGCUCCUUGAUUUGGGGAGAAGCGCCCAUCCGGGAGAGCCGACCCCCAGCUGCCUCCAGCGCCCCCCAUCUUUUGCACCCCAAGCCGGGGGCUCCAGGGACCCCCUCCCCAGGCCGCACCAUGUUGGACCCUUCGUCCAGCGAAGAGGAAUCGGAUGAGAUCGUGGAGGAGGAGAGCGGCAAGGAGGUGCUCGGCUCGGCCGCGUCCGGCGCGCGCCUGUCUCCCAGCCGCACCAGCGAGAGCUCGGGCGGCGGCGCCGGACUGGGGGGCGGCGGCGGUGCAGGCGCCGGGGCCGGGGUAGGCGCCGGCGGCGGUGGGGGCAGCGGCGCGAGCAGCGGCGGCGGGGCCGGGGGGCUGCAGCCCAGCAGCCGCGCCGGUGGCGGCCGGCCCUCCAGCCCCAGCCCGUCGGUGGUGAGCGAGAAGGAGAAGGAGGAGUUGGAGCGGUUGCAAAAAGAGGAGGAAGAGAGGAAGAAGAGGCUCCAGCUCUACGUGUUCGUGAUGCGCUGCAUCGCCUACCCCUUCAACGCCAAGCAGCCCACCGACAUGGCUCGCCGGCAGCAGAAGAUCAGUAAGCAGCAGCUGCAGACGGUCAAGGACCGAUUCCAGGCCUUCCUCAACGGGGAGACCCAGAUCGUGGCUGACGAGGCCUUCAUGAACGCUGUGCAGAGUUACUACGAGGUGUUCCUGAAGAGCGACCGCGUGGCCCGCAUGGUGCAGAGUGGGGGCUGCUCCGCCAACGACUCUCGCGAGGUCUUCAAGAAGCACAUCGAGAAGAGGGUGCGGAGCCUGCCCGAGAUCGACGGCCUCAGCAAGGAGACCGUGCUGAGCUCCUGGAUGGCCAAGUUUGAUGCCAUCUACCGCGGAGAGGAGGACCCCAGGAAGCAGCAGGCCCGGAUGACAGCCAGCGCAGCCUCUGAGCUGAUUCUGAGCAAAGAGCAACUCUACGAGAUGUUCCAGAACAUUCUUGGGAUCAAGAAGUUUGAACACCAGCUCUUGUACAACGCCUGCCAGCUGGACAAUCCGGAUGAGCAGGCAGCACAGAUCCGACGAGAGCUGGAUGGACGACUCCAAAUGGCAGACCAAAUAGCCAGGGAACGCAAAUUUCCCAAGUUUGUAUCUAAAGAAAUGGAAAACAUGUACAUCGAGGAGCUGAAGUCGUCCGUCAACCUGCUCAUGGCCAACCUGGAGAGCAUGCCGGUGUCCAAGGGCGGCGAGUUCAAGCUUCAGAAGCUCAAGCGCAGCCACAAUGCUUCCAUCAUCGACCUGGGCGAGGAGAGUGAGAACCAGCUCUCCAAGUCCGACGUCGUGCUGGCUUUCUCCUUGGAGGUGGUGAUCAUGGAAGUCCAAGGCCUCAAGUCCCUGGCUCCCAAUCGCAUUGUGUACUGCACAAUGGAGGUGGAAGGUGGUGAGAAGCUACAGACAGACCAGGCCGAGGCUUCUAAACCCACCUGGGGCACCCAGGGCGACUUCUCCACCACCCACGCACUGCCCGCCGUGAAGGUGAAGCUGUUCACGGAGAGCACGGGCGUCCUGGCCUUGGAGGACAAGGAACUCGGACGGGUUAUUCUCCACCCCACCCCGAACAGCCCCAAACAGUCAGAGUGGCACAAGAUGACAGUCUCCAAGAACUGCCCCGAUCAAGACCUCAAAAUCAAGCUUGCUGUUCGAAUGGAUAAGCCUCAAAACAUGAAACAUUCUGGGUAUUUAUGGGCCAUCGGUAAGAAUGUCUGGAAGAGAUGGAAGAAAAGGUUUUUUGUAUUGGUGCAGGUCAGUCAAUACACCUUUGCCAUGUGCAGUUAUCGGGAGAAGAAGGCGGAGCCUCAGGAACUUCUGCAACUGGAUGGCUACACUGUGGAUUACACCGACCCCCAGCCAGGUCUGGAGGGUGGCCGAGCCUUCUUCAAUGCAGUCAAAGAAGGAGACACCGUGAUAUUCGCCAGUGACGACGAGCAAGACCGCAUCCUGUGGGUCCAAGCCAUGUACCGGGCCACCGGGCAGUCGCACAAGCCUGUGCCCCCGACCCAGGUCCAGAAACUCAACGCCAAAGGGGGGAAUGUGCCUCAGCUGGAUGCCCCCAUCUCCCAAUUCUACGCAGACAGAGCUCAAAAGCAUGGCAUGGAUGAAUUUAUCUCGUCCAACCCCUGUAACUUUGACCACGCUUCCCUCUUUGAGAUGGUGCAACGCCUUACUUUGGAUCACAGACUUAAUGAUUCCUAUUCUUGCCUGGGCUGGUUCAGUCCUGGCCAGGUGUUUGUCCUAGAUGAGUAUUGUGCCAGAAAUGGAGUCCGAGGGUGUCACCGACAUCUCUGCUACCUCAGAGACUUGCUGGAACGGGCGGAAAACGGCGCCAUGAUCGACCCCACCCUCCUUCACUACAGCUUUGCCUUCUGUGCAUCCCACGUCCACGGGAACAGUCAGCAAAUGCAUGUGUACCUUAGUGGGCUGCCACCAAGUACAGACCCUGAAGGGAGCAAAACUCCCUCCCCAUCUGAACCAGAGGCUAAAAAAGAUACAAAAAAGGAAUGUAAAAGAAGAAAAGAUUUCAAAACUCAGGCAAAUCCAGAGCCCAAAAGGCCUGAUGGGAUUGGAACUGUGACUGUUGAAGAAAAGGAGCGUUUCGAAGAAAUCAAGGAGAGACUCCGAGUUCUGUUGGAAAAUCAGAUUACACAUUUUAGGUAUUGUUUUCCAUUUGGUCGGCCCGAAGGUGCACUGAAAGCUACCCUCUCGCUCCUGGAAAGGGUUUUGAUGAAAGAUAUUGUUACUCCAGUGCCACAAGAGGAGGUAAAAACAGUCAUCCGUAAAUGUCUAGAGCAGGCUGCUUUAGUCAACUAUUCUCGGCUAUCAGAGUAUGCCAAAAUCGAAGAGAAUCAAAAGGACGCAGAAAAUGUAGGCCGGUUAAUCACUCCUGCCAAAAAGCUCGAAGACACAAUCCGCCUUGCUGAACUAGUCAUUGAAGUUCUUCAGCAGAAUGAGGAGCACCACGCAGAGGGGAAAGAGCCACAUGUUGAUAAAGGAGAAGCCUUUGCGUGGUGGUCGGACCUGAUGGUGGAGCACGCCGAGACCUUCCUGUCGCUCUUCGCGGUGGACAUGGAUGCAGCACUGGAGGUGCAGCCCCCAGACACGUGGGACAGUUUCCCACUGUUUCAGCUGCUGAAUGAUUUCCUGCGCACCGACUAUAAUUUGUGCAAUGGAAAAUUUCACAAACACCUGCAAGACCUGUUUGCCCCACUUGUGGUUAGAUAUGUGGAUUUGAUGGAGUCCUCAAUUGCACAAUCCAUUCACAGGGGCUUUGAGCGGGAGUCAUGGGAACCAGUCAAGAGUUUAACCAGUAACCUACCCAAUGUGAACCUACCCAAUGUGAACCUUCCCAAAGUACCAAAUCUACCAGUUAACAUCCCUCUAGGCAUCCCACAAAUGCCUACUUUUUCGGCACCGUCAUGGAUGGCUGCUAUAUAUGAUGCUGAUAACGGAUCGGGCACUUCAGAAGAUCUGUUCUGGAAGCUUGAUGCCCUUCAGACCUUCAUCCGGGACUUACACUGGCCUGAGGAAGAGUUUGGGAAGCACCUGGAACAACGGCUGAAGCUGAUGGCCAGUGACAUGAUCGAAUCUUGUGUCAAAAGAACCAGGAUUGCAUUUGAAGUUAAGCUGCAAAAAACCAGUCGAUCAACAGAUUUUCGAGUCCCACAGUCAAUAUGCACCAUGUUUAAUGUUAUGGUUGAUGCCAAAGCUCAAUCAACAAAACUUUGCAGCAUGGAAAUGGGCCAAGAGUUUGCUAAAGAGUGGCAUCAAUACCAUUCAAAAAUAGACGAACUAAUUGAAGAAACUGUUAAAGAAAUGAUAACACUCUUGGUUGCAAAGUUCGUUACAAUCUUGGAAGGAGUAUUGGCAAAAUUAUCCAGAUAUGACGAAGGGACUUUGUUUUCUUCUUUUUUGUCAUUUACCGUGAAGGCAGCUUCCAAAUAUGUGGAUGUACCUAAACCCGGGAUGGACGUGGCCGACGCCUACGUGACUUUCGUCCGCCACUCUCAGGAUGUCCUUCGUGAUAAGGUCAAUGAGGAGAUGUACAUAGAAAGGUUAUUUGAUCAAUGGUACAACAGCUCCAUGAACGUGAUCUGCACCUGGUUGACGGACCGGAUGGACUUACAGCUGCACAUUUACCAGUUGAAAACACUAAUUAGGAUGGUAAAGAAAACCUACAGGGACUUCCGAUUGCAAGGGGUCCUAGACUCGACCUUAAACAGCAAAACGUACGAAACCAUCCGGAACCGCCUCACUGUGGAGGAAGCCACAGCAUCAGUGAGCGAAGGGGGGGGCCUGCAGGGCAUCAGCAUGAAGGACAGCGAUGAGGAAGACGAAGAAGACGAUUAGAAGGCUCGGGCCUGGCGUCCUGGGGGGCGGAUCCUGUACUCAAUGCAUGUCCUUAGUCUGUUAGUUAACCCCAUUAGGGAAUUUUCUGUCAACUACCAUGCCCAUGAGAUGUUUACCAAUACAAUUGCCAUCUUAGCUCUGUGGUAUCAAGAUUAGCAAAUGACCUUCAAGCCCACCAUUUCCUGACCCAUGUCUAUGUUUACAAGCAAUAUGGAGCACCAUUCUUUAAAUGCUGUUCACAGAGAAUACAUAGUCCAACCGCUAGGUGUGCCCCUUUCACCAGCAGAGUGAACUGAUGCUUCAUUGACGUGCCGUGUAUGCGUUGACAGUGAAUGGCUGUGAGGGCCACCAGUACUUCCACGCCGUCUCCUGUGCGUGGAUGCCAGUUCUUUAGAUGAGUACAGUAAAUUGUUUCAUCAAGACACGUAGGUCUGCUUUGUUUUGUUGAGAAACAAAAGGCAAGGCUCCAACAACCAACUUUUGGUUCUCUCUGUUCCCCUAAAACUAAAAAAUGAACCCCUGGUGUCCUUGUCAACCCAUCCUUUCAUUUAUCCUUCUAGUUAGCCAAAACAGAUGGCUACAUACCAAUGGACGAUCCUCUUCAUUGCCACGGCAAGCGUGAGCGGUCACGACUUAACAUGAAGCACAGUUCAGAGCAACUGUCUUCUGUCCAAGUUUCUCCUGUUACAUGUUACAUUUUGCUUUUAUGUUUCCAUAACCGUGUAUGUAAAAAAAAACUGAAUAUUUAAAUUACAACCCUAGACUAUAAAUGUGUUUAUAAUAAGAUAUGGGCAUCUCCUUCAGUAGACUGUAACCAUAAUUUAAUGAUUUUGGUCCCCACUGUUUUUAUAUCUGUCAUGUACAUCGCAUUUUGAUCUGUAACUGCACGACCCUGGGGUCCUCUGCAGACCUCUUUCUUUCUGUGUAAACUAGUGGAUCCAUCCUGCUUUUGCCUUAUAUAAAGCCUACAGUUAUGAAAGUGUGAAAAACUGUGGCUUCUCAAUAAAUAACUAUUCAAAUGUCCAAAGAAUA